UCAAAACCCUCGCCGGCGAUUUCUCUCAGCUCUGUUCCGGUGAAUCUCCGCCAUGAAUCUCCGUAUCGUAGACAAAGAGGUGCAAGACAAUCGCUAUGACCUCUUCGACGUUCACUUCCACAGCGAUGUAAUCAAAACGAUGGUAACUCCCGAUCCCGAUAUCAUCACUCAAUGGAUCUCCGAAACUGAAUCUUCUCACUCCGGCAAUCGCCGUCUCAUCGCCGGACUUGACGUGGAAUGGCGUCCUAACUUCAACCGCAACCAGCAAAACCCGGUCGCCGUUCUCCAGAUCUGCGUUGAUCGGCGUUGCCUCAUCAUCCAACUCCUCUACUGUGGAUCAAUCCCGGAAUCUCUGUUCAAUUUCCUCGGGAAUCGGGAGUAUGAUUUCGUUGGAAUUGGAAUUGAUAGCGAUGUGGAGAAAUUGUUGGAGGAUUAUGAGCUGAAUGUGAAGAAUGCGGUGGAUUUGAGAGGAAUUGCUGCUGAUGCUUAUGGUAUGGAGAAUUUGAAGAAUGCUGGAUUGAAGAAACUGUGCAAUGUUGUUCUGGGGAAGGAGAUUGUUAAGCCUAAAUCUGUUACUAUGGGUAGAUGGGAUAGUGAAUGGUUGAGUUUGAAUCAAAUUCAGUAUGCUUGUCUUGAUGCUUUUGUUUCUUCUGAAAUUGCUAGGCACUUGAAUGUUGGUGCUGCUGGUGCUGCUGCUGCUUCUGGGUCCUAA
Molecule: messenger RNA, 712 nt
Organism: Solanum verrucosum
Lineage: Eukaryota; Viridiplantae; Streptophyta; Magnoliopsida; Solanales; Solanaceae
Product: Werner Syndrome-like exonuclease
Exons: 1
Coding region: 53-712 (219 amino acids)
Biological process (GO): nucleobase-containing compound metabolic process
Cellular component (GO): cytoplasm; nucleus
Molecular function (GO): 3'-5' exonuclease activity; nucleic acid binding
Source: RefSeq, a predicted model, not a curated record